AUGUCUGAAUCAGAAAUAAAACCAACUAAAGCAUUCAUCGCCGCGGUAGAUGAGGCGCUAGGAUCAACCAAUCCUCGUAAAUCCCUUGAACAAGUGUCAAAUGAGUUUGGACAAUUUUGGUGUAAAAAACUUGGAAUUGGCGGAAGCAUUUUAUAUGAAAUAAAAGAAGAAUUUAUUGUGGAUGAAAAUAAAAACUCUAAAAAUAUAGAAGGAAAAAUUGAAGUUGGUAUCGGAGGAACAGUUGGGAAAAGUGAAGAAACAAAUCAGAUGAAUACAGUGAAUAACAAAUACUCAUAUUUUCAAAUUCGUGGUGGUUCGGACAAGCUUUUUUAUGAACAAGGCCUGAAGGGAUGGAUUGCGUCCUUAGAAAAUGAUGAAACGUGGGAGGUGGCUGUAUAUUAUCCUGAUAUCCAGUCGAUAUUCGAUAUCCUUGGCGACGAAAGACGAGCAAAGGUAGCAGCAGCUUUGGGAAAACAAAUCAUUGAUUCUCAAGUUGUACAAUUUAACUUCAGAAUGGAUAUUUCCAAACCGCAUCCUUAUAUAUACGAAAUUCCGAAACAAUAUGCUUUAUCGAAUUGCCAAUUUUUUGUUACCGAAAUGAAAGAUGAUGACAAAUCGGAUACAAUAUUUGCUUCUCGAGUUCAUUAUAUUAGUAGUGAAGAACCACCGAUAAUUAUAUUACAUCGACUUGGAUCACUGAAUAAAAAACAAAAAUUACGAACAUUUUCGAUAAAAUUAGGUAGGAUCGUGCUUGGAACAUCUACCAUGUUGCCACAAAAACUCGUUUUCAAGAGUGGGGAAACACAAAUCACAGCGAAGAAUGAAUAUUGUUCAGUAGUUAUUCCCUCGCAUGAGCUGGAUCCAAAUGAAAGUCUAUUGGCCACUUAUGUUUCAAGAUCUAAAGGGUUACAAGACAACUAUAAAAAGUCCAUAUAUGUAACGAGAUCUCAUUUCGUUUAUAACAAUGAAGAUAAUGCUAUUCAUGCUUGUGCUUUUUGUUAUGAUCUCGAAAACCAAAAACUAUUCUACCAGUUGAAUAAUUUACAGGCAACUUUUUUAAUAAAUUACAGUGUGAUUUCCGGGAGUCAAAUUGAUGAACUCGGCCAAGCACAAAUUAAGCUCAUUAAACCUUUUUACCAGACAGCUACUCAGAGACAUAAGAUCGAGCUCGACAGCUAUUGUGGCUUAACAAAACCAUGUUUACAGAGUCCUAUUUUCGUCUGCUUAGUCCUGGAUAAAUGCCCAAAAGUGUGUCCACAUGGAGUAUUUAAUAUCACACCAAAUUACGCGGAGUUUAUGUCUAUUGACUCUUUAAGCACGAAUUGGGAAAAUAGACGAAUUGCAUAUUUUCGUGCUCCAAUUUGGGUUAACGAGAUUGAUGUUUAA
Ambispora leptoticha is the source of this 1386-nucleotide messenger RNA. NCBI's taxonomy places the organism in Eukaryota, Fungi, Glomeromycota, Glomeromycetes, Archaeosporales, Ambisporaceae. The record is from the annotation of a GenBank genome assembly.